CUUCGGUGCAGUCAUCACUCCCGGCUGGGUACCCGCUCCCUGCUGCCCUGCGCCGGGCGGGCUGACACUGGGCCUGAGGAAAGCAGAGCAGUCGGUGUGUGGCACUGUUUGUGGCGAGGCAAGGGAAGAAGGAGAGAAGAAAACUGCCCAGGAUCUGUGGAGUUUUCCAGAUUCCCCUGUCUGUCUGAACACCUUGGUGAAAGGAAUGAUGGACUUUUGGGAGAAACAAACAGGUCUUCCCAUAAGCCUACAGUAGGGCUGUUUACCACUGGAAGCAAGGGAAAGGGGGACACUGGCCUGGAACUAUGAAGGUUGGUGUGAAGAUCUGCCUGCAGGUCUGCUGUAGGGCUUGAGAUUACUGGAAGAAACAAGGAGGAAAUUGCCUCUGAUCGUUAUAGACUGGUCCACAGAUCUCAUGAGUUUAUAGAUCUACUUUAGGGUAUAUCACCAAUCAAGAGAAGGAAAGAGGAGGGAACUGCCUUGAUCAUUACAGGUCCACCUCCAGUGGCAGCAGUAGUGGCCUUUAAGUGGCUGAAGACCAACGCCCUCACAGGCCUACACCCAGACCUACUACUCUCUUUCCCCAUCCUGACUGAGAUCCCCGUACCUUGUUUGUGCCUUCAGUAGGGGUGAUUACAUGGGUCGCAUUCAGGAAGUGGGUUUGGUGACAUCAGGACUGGUGAUCUGGGCUGGUACCUGCUACUACAUUUACAGAUUAACCAAAGGAAGAGCCCAGAGAGUGAGAAAACUUGUCAGAAAUGGGUCCAGAGUUAAUAUGGAGACUGUGGUUGGGGUACAGAACCAGACCUUGGCCAUGAGUGAAGCCAUGGCUAGGACAGAGACUGAGACUAGACCCAUGGCCAAGACUGUAGUAGAAACUGGAGCAGGGGAUAGGGUUGGGGCUGAAAGAAAGACUACCACCACUGCUAAAGCCAGCCCCAAAGUCAACUCUCAGGCCAAAACAAUGGUUGAGGCAGAGGCAGAGAACCAGUCUGAGGCCAAAACAGUGGCCACAACAGUGGGCAUGACAGAGGCAGUGACUCUGAAUGAAGCCCAAGUCAAAGCUGGGGAAGUGGACAUGAAAGAGGCAGUGACCCAAACUGGUUCUGAGGCUGGGAGAUUAGUCAGAAAGGAUGCCGUAACCCAGACCAAGGCUAAAGCUUGGGCACUGGUUGCCAGGGCAGAGACCAAGAAAGCAGUAAUGACCCAGACCAAAGUGGAAGCUCAUUUACUGGCUGAAAAAGACAUGAACAAAGUAAUGGUGACACAGAGUGAGACCUUGGGAGUGAUCAGGGAAGCAGCCAAGAUGUGUGCCAUAAAUAAGACUGGAAUUAUGGCUGAGACCAAGGCAAGAGCCCUGGAAAAGACUGUGAGUGUGGCCAAGACUCAUUCUGAGGCCAGGCCUGGUAACAUAGUUGAUGCUAAAGGAAGUCCUAAUACCAUGUCCAGGGCAGAAGCUGGAGUGGACAUGAAGUCUUGUGCGUCAUCUCAAGCUGUGGCCAAGAUCCAGGUUGACAACAUGCCUGGUGCUGAGGAUGAGGCCAAGGAGAAUCACAAAACCAUGUUACAGGCAAGGUCUAGGUCAGACAUGAGGGCUUCUGCCCAGCCUCAGAUUGUAGCCAAGACUCAGGCUGAGGCUGUGCUUGGGGCAAAGGUUGAUGCUGAGGGUAAUACCAAUGCCGUUUGUAAGGCAGGGACAGAGACAGAUAUGAGAGUUUCUACACAACCUGAGACUAUGGCCAAGGAACAGGCUAUGGUGAUGUUUGGGGCCAGGGUUGAUGACAGAGGAAACACCAAUGUCACAUCUAAGGCAAUGACUGGAACUGACAUGAGGGUUGCUGCUCAACCUCAAGCUGUAGCCAGUGCUCAGGCUGAGGCUAUGCCUGAUGCCAGAGUUAAAGGUAGAGGCAAUUGCAAUGCUAUGCCUAAAACAGGGGUCAGGGAAAACUUGAGGGCCAAUUCCCAGAAUGAGGCCUUGCCUGUUGCCAGGGUUAAGACCAGAGACAAUCCCAAUGCCAUGUCUAAGAUGGGGGCUGGGACAGACACUGAACUCUAUACACAGCCUCAGGCUAUGGCCAAUGUCCAGGUUGAUGCGUUGCCUGAUGGCAGGAUUACAGUUAAAAAGAAUGUCAACACAAUGUCUAAGGAAGGGGGUUGGACAGACACAAAGGCACAGUCUCAGGCUUCCAACAAGAACCAAGUUGAGGUUUUACCUGGUACUAGACGUAAGGCUAGGAGAAAAGCCAAAAACAAGUGUAAAGCAGAGGUCAGGAUAGAAAUGAAAACCUGUGAGCAGCCUCAGGUUGGAGUCAAGACCCAAGUUGAUGCUUUACCUGAUUCCAGGGGUGAUGGUAGGGGUGAUCUUAAUGCUAUUUCUUGGUCAGAGACUAAGGCAGAACUGAGGGUCUGUGGUCAGCCUCAGACUGUGGCCAAUUUCCAGGGUAAGGCCUUGCCUGGUGCCAAGAAUAAGGUCUGGGGCAAUUCCAAUGCUAUAUCUAAGUCAGGGGCUGGGCCGGAUACAAUGGGUUCUUCCCAACUCCAUGUUGUGGCCAAUCUCCAGGAUGAUGCCUCACUUAAUAUUAAGAAUAAAGUCAGGGGCAAUCCCAAUGCUAUGUUUAAAGCAGGGGCUGGGCCAGAUUUAAUAUGUUAUGCCCAGCCUGAAACAGAUACAACAAGCUAUGCCCAGCCCCAGGCUGUGACCAUUUCCCAUGGUGAAGCCUCAUCUGGUACUAAGAAUAAGGUCAGGGGCAAUGCCAAUGCUGUGUCUAAGACAGCAGCUGGGUCAGAUACAAUAGGCUCUGCCCAGCCUGAGGUGACUAAUUCCCAAAGUGAAACCUUGCCCAGCACUAAGAAUAAGGUCAAGGGCAAGUCCAAUGGUAUGUCUAAGACAGGGGCUGGGCCAGAUGUAAGGGACUCUGCCCAGCCUCAGGCUGUGGCCAAUGCCCAGGGUGAAGCCUUGCCUGGUACUAAGAACAAGGUCAGGGACAAUUCCAAUGCUGUGUCUAAGGCAGGGGAUGGGUCAGAUACAGUGGGCUCUGCCCAGCUCCAGGCUGGGACCAAUUCCCAGGAUGAAGCCUUGUCUGUAACUAAGAAUAAGGUCAAGGGUAAUCCCAGUGCUAUGGCUAAGGCAGAUGCAAUGGCCUUUGCCCAGCCUCAAACAAAUACAACCUGUUCUUUCCAGCCCCUGGCUGUGGCCAAUUCCCAGGGUGAAGCCUUGUUUGGUAUCAAGAAUAAGGCUAGGUGCAAGUCCAAUGGUAUGUCUAAGACAGGGGCUGGGCCAGAUGCAAGGGACUCUGCCCAGCCUCAGGUUGUGGCUAAUUCCCAAGGUGAAGUCUUGCCAGGUACUAAGAACAAGGUCAAGGGCAAUUCCAAUGCUGUAUCUACAUCAGGCACUGGGCCAGAUACAGUGGGCACUGCCCAGCUCCAGGCUGUAACCAAUGCCCAGCUUGAAGCCUUGUCUCAUCCUAAGAAUAAGGUCAGGGGCAAUCCCAGUGCUGUGUCUAAGACAGAGGCCAGGGCAGAUGCUAUGGGCUCUGCUCAGCCUCAAACAGAUGCAACCUGUUCUGCCCAGCCCCUGGCUGUGGCCAAUUCCCAGGGUGAAGCCUUGCCUGAUACUAAGAACAAGGUCAAGGGCAAUUCCAAUAAUGUGUCUAAAUCAGGGUCUCGGCCAGAUACAGUGGGCUCUGCCCAGCUCCAGGUUGUGGCCAAUGUCCAGGUCGAAACCUUGUCUGGCACUAAGAACAAGGUCAGGGUCAUUCCCAGUGCUGUGUCUAAGGCAGUGGCUAAAGCAGUUGCAAUGGGCUCUGCCCAACCUCUAACAGAUACAACAAGCUCUGCCCAGCCCCUGGCUGUGGCCAAUUCCCAGUGUGAAAACCUGCGUGGUACUAAGAACAAGGUCAGGGGCAAUCCCAAUGCUUUGUCUGAAGCAGGGACUGGGCCAAAUAUAGUGGGUUCUGCCCAGUCUCAGAUUGUGGCCAAUUCCCAGGGUGAAGUCUUGCCUGGCACUAAGAACAAGGUUAGGGGAAAUUCCAAUGCUGUAUCUAAGACAGGAGCUGGGCCAGAUACAGUGGGCACUGCCCAGCUCCAGGCUGUGGCCAAUGCCCAGGGUGAAGCCUUGUCUGGUCCUAAGAAUAAGGUCAAAGGCAAUCCCAGUGCUGUGUCUAAGACAGAGGCCAGGGCAGAUGGGAUGGGCUCUGCUCAGCCUCAAACAGAUACAACCUGUUCUGCACAAUCCCUGGCUGUGACCAAUUCCCAGGGUGAAGCCUUGCUCAGUAUCAAGAGUAAGGUUAGGAGCAAUACCAAUGCUUUGUCUAAAGCAGAGAACGAGUCACAUAUAGUGGGUUCUGCCAAGCCUCAUAUUGUGGCCAAUUCCCAGGGUGAAGUUUUGCCUGGUACUAAGACCAAGGUCAGAGGAAAUUCCAAUGCUGGGUCUAAGAGAGGAGCUGGUCCAGAUACAGUUGGCUCUGCUCAAUUGCAUGCUGUAGCCAAUUCCCAGUGUGAGGCCUUACUUUGUAUCAAGCAUAAGGUCAAGGGCAAUCCCAGUGCUUUGUCUAAAGCAGAGACUGGGUCAGAUCCAGGGGGCUCUGCCCAGCUCCAGACUGUGGCUGAUUCCCAAUGUGCGGCUUUGCCUGGUGUGAAGAAAAAGGUCAGCAGUCAUCCCAAUGCCAUGUCUAAGGUAGAGACCAGAGCAGAUAUAACAAGCUUUGCCCAGCUUCAAGCUGAGUCUAAUUCCCAAGGUGAAGCUUUGUCUGGUGCCAGGAGUAAGGUCCAAGGCAAUCUCAGUGUUCUGUCUAAAUCAGGCACCGGGCAAGAUACAGUGGGCUCUGCCCAGCCCCAAGCUGUGACCAAUUCCCAGGAAGAAGACUGGUCUGGUACCAAGAAUAAGGUCAAGGGCAAUCUUAAUGCUGUAUUUGAAGCAGAGGCAAGUGUAGAUAUAACAGGUUCUGCCUGGCCCCAGGUGGUGGCCAAUACCCGUGGUGAAACCUUGUCUGGUAUUAAGAAUAAAGUCAAGGUCACUCCUAAUGCUGUGUGUAAGGCAGAGGCCAGGACAGAGAUAAUGGGGUCUGCCCAGCCCCAAGCGGUGACCAGUUCUUGGGAUGAAGCUUCAUCUUAUACUAAGAAUAAGGUCUGGGGCAAUCUUAGUGCUGUGUCUAAAGCAGGCAUUGGGCCAGAUACAAUGGGCUGUGCCCAGCCCCAGGCUGUGGCCAAUUCCCAAGGUGAAGCCUUGCUUAAUGUUAAGAGUAAGGUCAGAGGCCAUCCCAAUGCUGUGUCUAAUGUAGAGGCCAAAGCAGAUACAACAAGCUUUACCCAGCCUCAGGCUGUAUCUGAAUCCCAAGGUGAAACCUUGCCUGGUGCCAGGAGUAAGGACCAGGGCAAUUCCAGUGCUAUGUCUAAAGCAGGCACUGGGCCAGAUACAAUGUGUUCUGCUCAGCCUCAAACAGAUAUAAUAGGCACUGCCCAAUCCCAAGCCAAGUCUAAUUCUCAAGGUGAAGCCUUGUCUGGUGCCAGACAUAAGGUCGGGGAGAAUCCUGGUGCAGUAUUUAAGGCAGGGGCUGAUCAAGAUAGAAUAGGCUCUCUUUCACCCCAGGCUGUGGCCAGUUCUCAAGGUGAGGCCUUGCUUGGUGCCAGGAGAAAGGUCAGGGGAAAUACCAAUGCUGAGUCUAAGAUAGAGGCUGGGGCACAUAUGAUGGGCUCUGGCCAGCCUCAGUCUGUGGCCCAUUCCCAGAAUAAGAUCUUAUCUGGGGCAAAGGACAAGGCUGUACCUAGGUCUGAGGCAGAAGCCACAGAAGAUAAAGUCUAUGCAAAACCCAAGAAUGAAGCCAUGCUCACUUCUGUGAGUGGCAGUGGGGCAGGCAUUCAGACCUGCCGAAAAACUCAGCCUAAGGUCCAUGACUAUUACUGGAAUGGGAUUGGUAUUGAGGAUUGGAUUGCUUCUGAGCGAUGGAUCAAAUUUAGAUUUCAAGCCAGGGAUGGAUACUGGGAGAAUAGCAUGUCCUGGGCUGAUGAUGAGAAUGAAGCCAGUAUUGAGUCCUGGAGUGGGGCUAGUGAUAAGUAUGAUAUUAAGUCCUGGGCUGGGAUAAAGGCUGAGAAUGAAGUUGGUUUUCCUUCCUGGGCUGCAGCUGGGGACCAAGCUUGUGGGGGGUUCUGGGUUGGGAGUCAGGCCAGUGAAGUGUCCUGGGUGGGGAGCAAGGCCAGUGUGGGGGGGUCUUUUUCAGAGGUUGGGGGCAUGGCCAUUGGAGGGUCUUGGAUUGGAGCUCAGAAUGAGGCCAGUGUGGGAUCUUGGGCUAGUACUUGCAACCAGGCUAUUGGUGAGCCCUGGGCUAGAAGUCAGGCCAGUGCCGUGUCCUGGGCUGGGGAAGAUGCCUUUGGAGGGUCCUGGACUACAGCUGAGGAACAGGCUAGUGGAAGGUCUCAGGAUGGGACUAGGAUCCAGGCUAAUGGAGGGUCUUGGGCUGAAGCUAUAGCUGGGAAUGUGGCUAGCAUUGGGUACUGGGCUUGGGAUAUGGACCAGGCUAGUGGAGGGUACUGGAUUGGGACCAGUGAUUUGUCUGGUGGAUCCAAGCCUAGAUUUGAGGAUCAGGCCAGUGGAAAUGUGUCCUGGGUUGUGGCUGGUGGCCAGUCCACUGGAAGAUCUAGGCUUGGGCCUGAGAAUCAGUCUGGUAGAAAGUCCUGGGCUGACACUGCUGACCAAGCCAGUGGAGGGUCCAGGAUGAAGCCUGUGGACCAGUUUGGGGGUGGGACUUGGGCUAGGGCUGGGGAACAGGCCAACAAAGGGUCUAGGCCAGGGUUUGUAGACCAGUCGAGUGUUGGGUCCUGGGCUAGCACUGACAAUCAGGCCAGUGGAGGAUUCUUGGUUGGGACUGUGGACCAGGCCAGUGCGGGUUCCUGGGCUGGGACUGGUGAUCAGUCUGGCAACGAGUCCAAACCUAGAUUUGAGGAUAUGAUAAAUGAUGAAGAGUCUUUGGCUAAAGCUGUUGGCCAGGCUGGUGGAGGGCCCAGGUUGGGGCCUGAGGACCAGUCCAAUGGAAGGUCCUGGGCUGACUCUGGGGACCAAGCCAGUGGAGGGUCCUUGGUUGAAGCUGUGGACCAGGGCAAUGGAGGGUCUUGGGCUGUACCUGGUGAUCAGGCUGGUGGUGGGGCAAAGCCUAGAUUUGAAGAGCACACAAGUGGAAGAGAGUCUUGGGCUGACAGUGGGGGCCAGGCUGGUGGAAGGUCUAGGCUAGGUCUCAGAGACGAGUCAAUUGGAGAUUCUUGGGCUGGCACUGGGGACCAGGCCAGUGAAGAAUACAGGCCAGGGCCCAAAAAUCAGUCCAAUGGAUGGUUUUGUGCUUGCAGUGGGAGUCAGGCUAAUGCAAGAGGGUCCUGGGGUGGUGCUGGUGGCCAGGCUGUUGGAAUAUCUAGACUAAGGUCCAUGAACCCAUCUAAUGGUGGGUCCUGGGCUGAUACUGGGAGUAGGGUCAGUGGAGGGUAUUGGCCUAGGGCUGGAGGUCCAGCUUAUAGUUGUUUCAAACCUGGAUUUGAGGAUCAGACCAGUGGAGGAGGUUUCUGGUCUGGUGCUAAGAACCAGGUUGUUGGAGGGCCUAAUCCAGGGCCAGCAGACCAGUCUAGUGGUGGGUCUUGGGCUGGCACUGGGAGUCAAGCCAGUGGAAGGUUCUGGGCUGGGACUGGGGAUCAGGCUGAUAGCUAUUCUGAACCUGGAUUUGAAGACUUGGCCAGUGGAGAAGUCUCCCAGGCUGGCACUGGGGAUCAGGCUAGUGGAAAAUCUUGGCCUGGGUUGAGGCCUGGUAGUGAGGCCAGUAGAGGAUCUAGGCUGAGACCUGAGGACCAGGCAAGUGGAGGGUCCUGGACUAGAGCUGGUGACCAGGCCAGUGGAAGACCCCAGGUUGGUGCUGGGAUGGAGGCCAAUGAAAGAUCCUGGUUUGGGACUAGAGGUGAGAUUACUACAGGGUCCUGGUUCAGGAGAGGGAAAGAGGCUGGUAUUGCGUCCAAACUUGGAGGUAAAAAUGAGGCCAGUAUUGAAUCCAGAUCAAGGGCUAAAGAAGACGCCAAUAUUAAGUCCUGGACCAGAUCUGAAGAGGCAGCCUGUAUGGAUUCCUGUGUGGGGGUUGGGGCUGGGGCUGGGAGUGCAGCAGAGACUAGGAAGGAGUCUUGGCUCUGGGAUGGAGAUGCAGCCACUACAGGGUCUAGGCUUGGGGGUAAGGAAGAGGGUUGCAUGGGGUCCUGGGAUUUGGCUGAGGAUGUAGAAGAGGAUGAGCUAAGUAGAGCAUCCAGCCCUGAUAUUGAGGAGAUAAGUUUAAGGUCUUUGUUUUGGGCUGAUAGUGAGAAGAGUAAUGAGUUCAGAUCCAAGAGUGAAAGAGAUGUCUAUUUUGAGUGUGGACCUGGAGAUAAGACUAGUGCCAAGGAUAACCUUGAGGCCGCUGGUGGAACUGAUGUAAGAUCUUGGUUCUGGGAUGGUAAUGAGAACAGAAGUGAGGACAAAUCUGCAACUAAAACUAAAGCCAAAAACUCAGCUGAGUCAAGAGGUACAUAUCCAUCCAUGGUCCCUGGGGCAGGAAUGGGGUCAUGGGCAGGAGCCAUGAUCUGGACGGAAAUGAAAUUUCCAUACCAAAAUGAGUCCUGCUUCCCACCUGACGAUGAGCUCAGAAAACAGAUCAGGUGUGAGGAGAAAACUCAGCCCUGGACCUGUCGCUGUAAACAUGAAGCUACUAUGGAUCCACAAGAGCUUGAAAAACUCAUUUGCAUGAUUGAGAUGACUGAAGAUCCUUCUAUUCAUGAAAUAGCCAAUAAUGCUCUAUAUAAAAGUCCCGAUUAUCCAUUUUCCCAUGAAGUCAUUCGUAAUGCAGGUAGAAUAUCAAUUAUUGAAAGCUUGCUCAAUAAUCCCUAUCCCAGUGUUAGGCAGAAGGCUUUAAAUGCACUGAAUAACAUCUCAGUGGCUGCUGAAAAUCAUAGGAAGGUGAAAACAUACUUAAACCAAGUAUGUGAAGACACAGUCACCUAUCCCUUGAAUUCAAAUGUGCAGCUCGCUGGACUAAGAUUGAUAAAGCAUUUGACUAUUAUUAGUGAAUAUCAGCAUAUGGUUACUAAUUAUAUUUCAGAAUUUCUUCGUUUGUUAACUGUGGGAAGUGGAGAAACUAAAGUCCAUAUUUUGGGAAUGCUUUUGAAUUUCUCUAAAAAUCCAUCUAUGACAAAAGACUUACUCAUUGCCAAUGCACCAACAUCACUGAUUAAUAUCUUUAACAAGAAAGAGACAAAAGAGAAUAUUCUUAAUGCUCUUUCACUAUUUGAAAAUAUAAAUUACCAUUUUAAAAGAAGAGCAAAAGUAUUUACCCAGGACAACUUCAGUAAAAAUUCCCUUUAUUUCAUAUUCCAAAGACCCAAAGCAUGUGCCAAGAAACUUCGAGUCUUAGCAGCAGAAUAUAGUGACCCUGAGGUGAAAGAAAGAGUUGAGCUAUUGUUAAGUAAACUCUGAUUAGUUAUAUGAUUCCAAACAAAUCUGAAUAAUAUUUUGGUUUUGCAGCCUGGAGGUAAUGCACAUUGUAAAUUGCAUUAUAACUUCAAAACUGAUGUUCCUUAUGAUGGAUUAUAGCUGGAUCACUUUAUGAACACCAAAUGAAUUCAAACCUGUACUGAAAAUACAUGUGUUGAUUAUUACCUUGUCUAGAUCAAGAUAUUUUUAGUAUGCUUCAUGAGCAGAAACUGACCUGAUUCUUUAUAAGUAAGGUAAUUUUUGGUCCUUUGUGUGGACUUAAUGUUUAUACAUUUGAGGGUUUAUCUUGAUAUUGUCAAUAAAGUUGUGUGUUUUAAGCAGAAAAAAAGAGA
This is a messenger RNA of Suricata suricatta (meerkat), 9819 nucleotides long. RefSeq names its product armadillo repeat containing X-linked 4 (gene ARMCX4). NCBI's taxonomy places the organism in Eukaryota, Metazoa, Chordata, Mammalia, Carnivora, Herpestidae. The coding region runs from base 638 to 9469 and encodes 2943 amino acids. The record is from RefSeq and is a predicted model, not a curated record. The transcript has 7 exons.